Funneliformis geosporum is the source of this 1410-nucleotide messenger RNA. Lineage: Eukaryota; Fungi; Glomeromycota; Glomeromycetes; Glomerales; Glomeraceae. The record is from the annotation of a GenBank genome assembly.
AUGGCAAAACAAGUAACAUAUUCUCCCGUCGAUAAUUCACCAUACGUUACUAGAAUUUUAGCCACAACGGAAGAGGUUAAUACCGCAAUCGAACGUUCGCAUGUAGCCUUUCAAUCAUGGAAAAAAUUUCCCGUCAAAGAACGUGUUCAAAUUAUAUCCAAAUUCAUUGAUGCUUUUGUCGCAAAAAAAGAAAGUCUUGCAAUGGAAUUGACCUUACAAAUGGGAAGGCCAAUUAAGUAUGCGCCCAGUGAAAUUAAUGGUACAGAAGAACGUGCACGUUAUAUGAUUUCAAUUGCGGAGGAGAGUCUCAAAGAUGUUGAAAUCACGGAUUCUGAUAAACCUGGAUUUAAACGGUUCAUUCGAAAAGAGUCUUUAGGUCCAAUUCUUAUAAUUGCUGCUUGGAACUAUCCGUAUCUCAUUUCCGUAAACGGUGUUGUUCCAGCACUCCUUGCAGGUAAUACCGUUAUUUUGAAACAAUCUUCUCAGACUCCUUUAUGUGCUGAGAGAUUUGCUGAAGCUUUCAAAGAGGCCGGCCUUCCAGAUAAUGUAUUCCAGAUUUUACACAUGUCACAUAGUGACGCAGAGAGAGCCAUCAAAAAUCCACUUAUUGCAUUCGUAAAUUUCACCGGUUCGGUUGAGGGGGGCAGAGAAAUUCAAAUGGCUGCCAGUACUAAAUUUAUUGCAACAGGACUUGAGUUAGGUGGAAAAGAUCCUGCAUAUGUUCGACAUGAUGCUGACAUAGAUUAUGCUGCUGAACAACUUGUUGAUGGCUCAUUCUUCAAUAGUGGACAAUGUUGUUGUGCAAUUGAACGAAUUUAUGUUCAUGAGAAAGUAUACGAUCAAUUUCUUCAGAAAUUCGUAGAAUUAAUAAAGCACUAUAAAUUGGGUGAUCCAACGGAACCCGAUACGACUCUUGGUCCAAUGGUUCGUACCAAAGCUGCAGAAUUUGUACGAAAGCAGAUUGAAGAAGCUGUUAGUCAAGGUGCAAAACCUUUAAUAGAUAUUAAAUUAUACCCUCAAGAUAAGAAAAACACACCGUACAUGGCACCUCAAGUUCUUGUUAACGUAGAUCACUCAAUGAGAGUCAUGACAGAAGAGAGUUUUGGUCCUGUAAUUGGAAUCAUGAAAGUUGGUGUAGAGGUUUCUUCUGAUGUGGAAGCUAUUCGGCUAAUGAAUGAUUCAGAAUUUGGUCUUACAGCGAGUAUUUGGACCAAAGAUCAGGAUGCUGCUAUAGCCGUUGGAAAUGAAAUCGAGACUGGAACUUGGUUUAUGAACCGUUGUGAUUAUCUUGAUCCAGCUUUGGCUUGGGUAGGAGUUAAGAAUUCGGGCCGAGGAUGCACUUUGUCGAGAUUUGGAUUUGAUUAUCUUACAAGACCUAAAUCAUUUCAUUUGAAAUUGACAACCAAAUAA